CUCCUGAACUCGGCAGCAGCAGUCGGCUCCUCUCCAUUUCAGUCCGCUCCGCUCUGUUUAUCGCCUCGCCGUCCACUCUGACCUUUUUACACCCGUUCCGGAGAAAUGGGAACGCCUUGAUUUAACCCCCGGCAUCGGCGAUAGAUACAGCUCAUCCCCCUUCAGUUGGACCCAGAAGAUUCUGAUUCAUAGCUCUGCUCAUCGUCUCUGUGCCGAAAAGAAAAAAACGGUGAAGAGACUACAUGUCCCAGAAGCCCCUGUGAGAGCCAGCUACUUCAUCCUCGUCCUCAUUUCCUCUCUCCUUCCGUUUGGUUGGUUGGAUGAGUCCCAAACAGCAACAGAACUUUGAGCAGUGAUUGGGCGCUGAGCCAGACCGGGUAGCCAACGGGGAGCCAGGCUAGCCAUCAUGGCGGACGUGGACCCAGACACCCUGCUGGAGUGGCUGCAGAUGGGUCAGGGCGAUGAGCGCGACAUGCAGCUCAUCGCUCUGGAGCAGCUCUGCAUGCUGCUGCUCAUGUCGGACAACGUCGACCGCUGCUUCGAGACGUGUCCUCCUCGGACGUUCCUGCCGGCGCUCUGUAAGAUCUUCCUGGACGAGAGCGCUCCAGAUAACGUGCUGGAGGUCACAGCCAGAGCUAUCACCUACUACCUGGACGUGUCUGCCGAGUGCACCCGGAGGAUUGUGGGAGUGGACGGGGCCAUCAAGGCGCUGUGCAACCGGCUGGUGGUGGUGGAGCUCAACAACAGGACCAGCAGAGAUCUCGCCGAGCAGUGUGUCAAGGUGCUGGAGCUGAUCUGUACCCGGGAGUCUGGUGCCGUGUUCGAGGCUGGCGGUCUGAACUGUGUGCUGAGUUUCAUCAGAGACAGCGGUCACCUGGUUCACAAAGACACUCUGCACUCGGCCAUGGCCGUGGUGUCCCGACUCUGCAGCAAGAUGGAGCCUCAGGACUCGUCUCUGGAGACCUGCGUCGAGUCUCUGUCCAGCCUCCUCAAACACGAGGACCACCAGGUGUCAGAUGGUGCUCUGCGCUGCUUCGCCUCAUUGGCUGACCGGUUCACACGCCGGGGUGUGGACCCCGCCCCUUUAGCCAAACAUGGCCUGACGGAGGAGCUGCUGUCCCGCAUGGCUGCCGCCGGUGGCACGGUGUCGGGUCCCGCCUCUUCCUGUAAGCCUGGCCGGACCUCAACCGGCGCCGCUCCCUCGGCUCCCGACUCCAAACUAAGCAACCAGGUGUCGACCAUCGUCAGCCUGCUGUCCACGCUGUGCAGAGGGUCACCGCUUGUCACACAUGACCUGUUGCGUUCAGCCCUGCCUGACUCGAUGGAGUCGGCUCUGGGAGGAGACGAGCGCUGUGUGCUGGACACCAUGCGGCUGGUGGACCUCCUGCUGGUGCUCCUGUUCGAGGGACGAAAGGCGCUGCCCAAAUCCACGGCGGGGUCGACGGGCCGGAUCCCCGGCCUGCGACGCCUCGACAGUUCAGGGGAGAGAUCACACCGACAGCUCAUAGACUGUAUCCGCAGCAAAGACACCGACGCUCUGAUCGACGCCAUCGACACCGGAGCUUUUGAGGUGAACUUCAUGGACGAUGUUGGACAGACGCUGCUCAACUGGGCUUCAGCUUUUGGCACACAGGAAAUGGUGGAGUUUCUGUGUGAGAGGGGGGCGGACGUCAACAGAGGUCAGAGGUCGUCCUCACUACACUACGCUGCCUGUUUUGGACGCCCACAAGUAGCCAAGACUCUGCUGCGUCACGGAGCUAACCCUGACCUGAGAGACGAGGACGGGAAAACUCCUCUGGACAAGGCGAGGGAGAGAGGACACAGUGAGGUGGUGGCUAUACUGCAGUCGCCUGGAGACUGGAUGUGUCCGGUGAACAAGGGUGACGACAAGAAGAAGAAAGAUGUGAACAAGGAGGAGGAGGAGGGCAGCGAGCCCAAAGGAGACCCAGAGAUGGCUCCCAUCUACCUGAGGAGACUUCUGCCUGUUUUUGCACAAACCUUUCAGCAAACCAUGCUGCCUUCUAUAAGGAAAGCCAGUCUGGCUCUGAUCAGGAAGAUGGUUCACUACAGCAGUGAGGUUCUGCUGAAGGAGGUGUGUGACAGUGAGACGGGACACAACCUUCCCACUGUGCUGGUGGAGAUCACUGCGACUGUCCUGGACCAGGAGGACGACGACGACGGUCACCUGCUGGCUCUGCAGAUCAUCAGAGACUUGGUGGAUAAAGGAGGAGACGUUUUCCUCGAUCAGCUGGCUCGACUGGGAGUCAUCAACAAGGUGUCCACUCUGGCUGGACCGGCGUCUGAUGACGAGAACGAGGAUGAGGCUAAACCUGAGAAGGAGGAGGAGGUGCAGGAGGACGCGAGGGAGAUCCAGCAGGGGAAGCCGUAUCACUGGAAGGACUGGUCCAUCAUCAGAGGGAGGGACUGUCUCUACAUCUGGUCCGACGCUGCUGCACUGGAGCUCUCCAACGGCUCCAACGGCUGGUUCAGGUUCAUCCUGGAUGGGAAGCUGGCCACCAUGUAUUCUAGUGGGAGUCCAGAGGGCGGGUCGGACAGUUCUGAGUCUCGCAGUGAGUUCCUGGAGAAGCUGCAGCGGGCGCGGAGUCAGGUGAAGCCGGUCACAGCCAGUCAGCCCAUCCUGUCCAGCGUGGGUCCCACUAAGCUGACGGUGGGUAACUGGUCUCUGACCUGCCUGAAGGACGGAGAGAUCGCCAUCCACAACUCUGAUGGGCAGCAGGCCACCAUCCUGAAGGAAGACCUACCGGGCUUCGUCUUUGAGUCCAACAGAGGAACCAAACACUCGUUCACCGCAGAGACCUCACUGGGCUCAGAGUUUGUGACGGGCUGGACGGGGAAGCGAGGCAGGAAGCUGAAGUCGAAGCUGGAGAAGACGAAGCAGAAGGUGAAGAGCAUGGCGAGGGAGCUGUACGACGACCACUUCAAAGCUGUGGAGAGCAUGCCCAGAGGGGUGGUGGUCACCCUGAGGAACAUCUCCACACAGCUGGAGUCCGCCUGGGAGCUGCACACCAACCGACAGUGUAUUGAAGGGGAGAACACAUGGAGGGACCUGAUGAAGACGGCCCUGGAGAACCUGAUCGUAGUUUUGAAGGAUGAAAACACGAUUUCUCCGUAUGAGAUGUGUAGCAGCGGCCUGGUCCAGGCGCUGUUCACUGUCCUCAACAGUAGUGUGGAACUGGACCUGAAACAUGAUUGUAAGCCUUUAAUGGAGAGGAUCAAUGUCUUUAAGGCGGCUUUCAGCGAGAAUGAAGAUGAUGAAAGCCGACCAGCUGUUGCCUUAAUCCGUAAACUGAUAGCUGUCCUGGAGUCAAUAGAACGUCUACCUCUGCACCUGUACGACACUCCAGGCUCCUCAUACAACCUGCAGAUCUUGACGAGGAGGCUGCGGUUCCGUCUGGAGCGAGCGCCGGGCGAGACGGCGCUGAUCGACCGGACGGGUCGCAUGUUGAAGAUGGAACCGCUCGCGACUGUGGAGUCUCUGGAGCAGUACCUGCUGAAGAUGGUGGCGAAGCAGUGGUACGACUUCGAGCGCUCGUCCUUCGUCUUCGUGAGGAAGCUGAGGGAAGGACAGACCUUCACCUUCAGACACCAACACGACUUCGACGAGAACGGAAUCAUCUACUGGGUCGGAACCAAUGCCAAGACGGCGUAUGAGUGGGUAAAUCCUGCUGCCUAUGGCCUCGUGGUGGUGACAUCAUCAGAGGGGCGGAACCUCCCCUACGGGCGACUGGAGGACAUCCUCAGUCGGGACAGCUCUGCUCUCAACUGCCACACUAAUGAUGACAAGAACGCCUGGUUUGCCGUCGACCUCGGCCUCUGGGUCAUUCCCUCAGCGUACACACUGAGACACGCCAGGGGUUACGGCCGCUCUGCGUUGAGGAACUGGGUGUUCCAGGUGUCGAAGGACGGUCAGAACUGGACGACUCUCUACACACACGUAGACGAUUGCAGCCUCAACGAGCCGGGGUCGACGGCCACGUGGCCUCUGGACCCGUCCAAAGAGGAGAAGCAGGGGUGGAGGCACAUCAGGAUCAAACAGAUGGGGAAGAACGCCAGUGGUCAGACUCACUAUCUGUCUCUGUCCGGACUCGAGCUGUACGGCACCGUCACCGCCGUCUGUGAGGACCAGCUCGGUAAAGCUGUGAAGGAGGCGGAGGCGAACCUUCGUCGCCAGCGUCGCCUGUUUCGCUCCCAGGUGAUGAAGUACAUCGUCCCGGGGGCGCGGGUUGUCCGCGGCAUUGACUGGAAGUGGCGCGACCAGGACGGCAACCCGGCCGGAGAGGGCACCGUCACUGGAGAGGCUCACAACGGCUGGAUUGAUGUAACCUGGGAUGCUGGCGGCUCUAACUCUUACCGUAUGGGCGCUGAAGGGAAGUUUGACCUCAAGCUUGCUCCAGGGUACGACCCUGAGUCGGCUGCCACAGCGCCGUCACCCAAACCUGUCUCAUCCACUGUUUCAGGCCCCGCCUCCUCCACGGUGGGACCCUCGGUGACGCCGGCGGCCAGCGGCGGCACCACCACCACCACGUCCUCCUCGUCCUCCUCCACCUCGUCGUCCUCGCAGCAGCAGUCGUGGAGCAGCCUGGUGAAAAAUAACUGUCCAGACAAGGGUGGGGCCACGUCGCUGGGCGGGGCCAGCUCCUCCAGCAGGAAGGGCAGCAGCAGCUCCGUCUGCAGUGUCGCCUCCUCCUCCGACAUCAGCCUGAGCUCCUCCGUGGGGCUGCCGGGCGCCGGGGGUCUGCGGCUGGAGAGGAGGGCCGAGGGGCUGCUGCUCGACCAGGGCUCCGGGGUGGGAGGCGUGACGGGGGUCGGGGUCAGCUCUGAUGGACAGCAGCAGGAGCCGAUCGUCGUGCUGUCCUCUGCGAUGGAGGGCGGCUCCGGCUCGGCGUCCAGCUCCGGCACGCUUACUGCCGACACGCCCGCCCCCGGUGACGAAUCCAGAAACAAGGACUCAUCCGCGUCGAGCACCGACCCGGCUACGGCGAUCUCAAUGGGGCUCGUGAGCGUCAGCUCACCCGACGUCAGCUCCGUGUCGGAGUCAUCCAGCAAGGACACGCCAUCCCAGAGGCCUCUGUGCUCGGCGGCAAACGCUCGGCUCUCUGUCAGCUCCCUGCUGGCCGCCGGCGCUCCCAUGAGCUCCAGCGCCAGCGUGCCCAACCUGUCGUCACGGGAGGCCAGCCUCAUGGAGUCGUUUGUCCGCCGCGCUCCCAACAUGUCGCGCACCAACGCCACCAACAACAUGAACCUGAGCCGCAGCAGCAGCGACAACAACACCAACACGCUGGGCAGGAACGUCAUGAGUACUGCAACUUCUCCUCUCAUGGGUGCUCAGAGCUUUCCUAACCUCACCACCACCGGCACCACCUCCACUGUUACCAUGUCAACCUCCAUAGUAACCAGCAGCAAUAACGUAGCCACAGCAACCACUGGGCUGUCGGUGGGACAGUUGCUAAGCAACACCCUGACGACCAGCCUAACGUCCACGUCCAGCGAGAGCGACACGGGCCAGGAGGCGGAGUUCUCUCUCUAUGACUUCCUGGACAGCUGUCGUGCCAACACGUUAUUGGCUGAGCUGGACGACGAGGAGGACCUCCCGGAGCCCGACGACGACGAUGACGAGAACGAAGACGACAAUCAGGAGGACCAGGAGUACGAGGAGGUCCUGGAGGAGGAGGAGUACGAGACCAAAGGAGGUCGCAGGAGAACGUGGGAUGACGACUUCGUCCUGAAGAGACAGUUCUCUGCUCUCGUCCCCGCCUUCGACCCCCGACCAGGAAGAACCAACGUCCAGCAGACCACAGACCUCGAGAUCCCUCCGCCAGGAACUCCUCGUUCGGAGGUUCAGGAGGAGGUGGAGUGCGCUCCGUCUCCUCACCUGUCGCUCACCCUGAAGGUGGCGGGCCUGGGUACGACCCGGGAGGUGGAGCUUCCUCUGUCCAACUACAAGUCCACCAUCUUCUACUACGUCCAGCGGCUGCUGCAGCUGUCCUGCAACGGAGCCGUGAAGACGGACAAACUGCGCCGCAUCUGGGAGCCGACAUACACGAUAAUGUACAGAGAGCUGAAGGACUCCGACAAAGAGAAGGAGAGCGGGAAGAUGGUGAGUCACGCUCCACACACACACUUGGUGGUUUCCUUGUUACAAACCUCACUUCAUGCCGUUCCCCUCCUGCAGGACUUGUGUGAACACAGCGUUGGCGGUCGCUCGGGUGGUCUGAGCCCGAGCUCCCUUUCAGCCAAUCAGAGCAGUGAGAUUCUGGGCAUGGCCCGCGAGGUGGCGCAGGCGAAGGCGGGCUGCAGCCAGAAUGCCUGUGGAGUCGAGGACGUCCUGCAGCUGCUGCGCAUCCUCUACAUCAUCGGAGGAGAUGCCACCUCCAACCCUCGCACGCUGCAGGAGGAUUUUGACGAGCUGCAGUUCAACGCGUCUCCGGAGGAGUUCACCAGUAAGAAGAUCACAACCAAGAUCCUGCAGCAGAUCGAGGAGCCUCUGGCUCUGGCCAGCGGAGCGCUGCCCGACUGGUGUGAACAGCUCACCUCCAAGUGUCCUUUCCUCAUCCCCUUCGAGACCCGACAGCUUUACUUCACCUGCACGGCGUUCGGAGCGUCCAGGGCGAUUGUGUGGCUCCAGAACCGGCGCGAGGCGACUAUGGAGCGCUCUCGGCCGUCCACCACGGUGAGACGCGACGACCCCGGAGAGUUCAGGGUUGGUCGGCUCAAACACGAGCGAGUCAAAGUGCCCCGAGGAGAAGCCAUGAUGGAGUGGGCCGAGUCCGUCAUGCAGCUCCACGCCGACAGGAAGUCCGUGCUGGAGGUGGAGUUUCAGGGUGAGGAGGGAACCGGUCUGGGUCCGACUCUGGAGUUCUACGCUCUGGUGGCUGCAGAGUUUCAGAGAACGUCUCUGGGGAUCUGGCUGUGUGACGACGACUUCCCCGACGACGAGUCCCGACAGGUGGACCUGGGCGGUGGUCUGAAGCCUCCUGGUUUCUACGUGCAGCGCUCCUGCGGUCUGUUCCCGGCGCCGUUCCCUCAGGACAGCGAGGAGCUGGAGCGGAUCAGCAAGCUCUUCCACUUCCUGGGUGUCUUCCUGGCCAAGUGCAUCCAGGACAACCGGCUGGUGGACCUGCCCGUCUCUCAGCCUUUCUUCAAGCUGCUCUGCAUGGGAGACAUCAAGUCCAACAUGAGCAAGCUGCUGUACCAGUCCCGCAGCUCCCCGCAGGGCCACGACCCCGACAGGCCUCACCUGACGCCCUUCCUGCUGCUGUCGGAGGUGCAGUCGGAGGCGUCCACCGAGGAGAGCCAGGAGACGUACUCAGUGGGCAGCUUCGACGAGGACUCCAAGUCUGAGUUCAUCAUGGACCCCCCGAAACCCAAACCGCCCGCCUGGUACCACGGCAUUCUCACCUGGGACGACUUCCAGCUCGUCAACCCGCACAGAGCUAGUUUCCUGAAGGAGGUGAAGGAGCUGGCGGUGAAGAGGAGGCAGAUUCUGUCCAGUAAGAGUUUAUCUGAAGAUGAGAAGAACACCAGACUGCAGGACCUGAUGCUGAGGAACCCGCUGGGCUCCGGACCCCCCCUCAGUAUCGAGGACCUGGGGUUGAACUUCCAGUUCUGUCCGUCCUCGAAGGUUCACGGUUUCUCAGCUGUGGAUCUGAAACCAAACGGAGACGACGAGAUGGUUACCAUGGAGAACGCAGAGGAGUACGUGGAGCUGAUGUUUGACUUGUGUAUGCACACCGGCAUCCAGAAACAGAUGGAGGCCUUCAGAGAGGGUUUUAAUCGAGUGUUUCCGAUGGAGAAGUUGAGCUCCUUCAGUCAUAAGGAGGUCCAGAUGAUCCUCUGCGGUAACCAAUCACCUUCGUGGACUGCUGAUGACAUCAUCAACUACACGGAACCAAAGCUGGGUUACACCAGAGACAGUCCCGGCUUCCUGCGCUUCGUCAGAGUUUUGUGCGGGAUGUCGUCUGACGAGAGGAAAGCGUUCCUCCAGUUCACCACCGGCUGCUCCACGCUGCCCCCCGGAGGCCUCGCCAACCUGCACCCACGCCUCACCAUCGUCAGGAAGGUCGAUGCCACAGACUCCAGCUACCCAUCAGUCAACACGUGCGUUCACUACCUGAAGCUUCCUGAAUAUUCCUCCGAGGACAUCAUGAGAGAGCGUCUGCUCGCCGCCACCAUGGAGAAAGGCUUCCACCUCAACUGAGCACCGCCGCCGCCGCCACACUGAGCAUGCUCCUCGAGUCCGUCUCGCCGCCCGCCGCGUGAUUGACAGAUCAGCCAGCCAAUCAAACCAGCCGACUGACUGACUGACCGACCGACCGCCUGCUGGAGGACGAGGAGGAGGAUUCAUGUUGCAGAAUAAAUUAAAGCUCACAUCCUUAACCUUCAUCACCAUCAUCAUCCUCACCCAGCUGAGCUGCUGUGUGUGUGUGUGUGUGUGUGUGUGUGUGUGUGUGUGAGUGUGUGAGAGAGAGAGAGUGUGUGUGUGUGUGUGUGUGUGUGGACCCUCCUUCUGUCUGUCCUCAGUUUAGUGCCUGGUUUGACUCGUAGCUUCUGUCUCCUCCUCAAACAAUCACGCUCCUCCUCCUCCUCUUUUUGUUUUAUUGCUUUUUGUUUCCGUGUGUGUGCGACAGUUUUGGGGUUGUUUCUGACCAGCUGUAGAGGUCAAAGGUCAGAGUGCAUUGUGUGUUCUUUUACGAUGAAGCUAUAGAGACACAAACACUGGUGGUGUGCAGCGAGGCACAUCAGAAGAGAAGAAACAAAUGUAAGAAGCUCUGCUCUCCUUGUAUUUUCUUUGUAUAUUAUAAACAUUUAUUUAACUCGAGUUGCAGUUUGAGGUAAACAGAUAUUUUCAAAUGUGUAUGCUCCAAAAAAAUAAUCAUUAAAAUGUUUGCAAAGUAUGAAGUAAA
Acanthopagrus latus (yellowfin seabream) is the source of this 8924-nucleotide messenger RNA. RefSeq names its product HECT domain containing 1 (gene hectd1). The record is from RefSeq and is a predicted model, not a curated record. Gene Ontology annotation, biological process: proteasome-mediated ubiquitin-dependent protein catabolic process; protein K63-linked ubiquitination; anatomical structure development. The transcript has 43 exons. Bases 407 to 8218 code for a protein of 2603 amino acids. NCBI's taxonomy places the organism in Eukaryota, Metazoa, Chordata, Actinopteri, Spariformes, Sparidae. Gene Ontology annotation, molecular function: metal ion binding; protein binding; ubiquitin protein ligase activity. Gene Ontology annotation, cellular component: nuclear speck.